AUGUCCACGAAACAUUUGAGGAGAUUACUUCAAGAGAAAGAAGCUCAAGAUAACGAGCAAAACGACGACAAAUCUGAUGACGAGGAGCCGAAAACGAAGGGAAACACAAAUCGCUUUCAAUUUUUGGAGGAUGAAGAUUUAGGAGAAGACGACGAAGAAGUUCAAGGAACAUUCGCACCAAGUCAAUCGAAACAAAAGCAAAAGGAAAAGAAAAACAAGAAGAAGAAAGCCAAGAAUGCCAAGAAUAAGGACGAAGAGAAAGAAGAUGACGAUACUUUGCUUGAGAGACUUGCUGCCGAAGCUCGUAUCAUGACGGUCAACGCGAGUGAAGAAGGUGAGUUGGGUGAAACUGCGGGCGUGGAGGAAUUGUUCAAGGUCGAUCCCCGACAAUUGGAUCCGACCGAGGAGCUAAAACGGGUCCUAGGCAAGUUGCUUCGCGAAUCCUCUUCUUCGACUCGCGAAACUGCGCACUUUGUACAUAAAGCCGGUUGGGGCCGAAUCGCCAAAGCAAAGACGAAUUGGCCAGCACCAAAAGCGAUAGGCCUUUCAAUGGAACCCGAUGUUGAACGUCAAUUUCCGAUCGGUCUUAAAUGGUUUCGAUUUAGUCAUAACGGGAACUAUGAAAAAUGUGAACGUCUCUGUUGGGUUGCCGAAGAUACACUCAAUCAUGAACUUGUGAAUGAGGUCUUGUCUUCCGCGUUCUAUCAUUUAAAUGGACUCUUGAUGUAUGCAAACGUUUUUCGGAUGCAAGACGAUAUCACACAGUGUUGUGAUUGUAUUGAGCGCGGGAUUUUCUUUGCCGAACAAGCUUUUCAUCCAUUGUUUCAGGUAUUUUCUUGGCAACACCGACUUGAUUAUGCUGUCUAUGAGAAUCGAGCAUUUUUCCUGUUACUGCAUAGACACAUGCUUAAUUGUGUUCAUAAAAGAUGCUUCAAAACGGCUCUGAACAUUGGAAAAUUGCUCUUUGGAUUGGAACCUCAAGGUGAUCCACUUGGCGUGUUACUCGUGUUAGAUUCUAUCGCUCUUCGGGCAAAACAAUAUUCGUGGCUACGACAAACUUUCGCGGCUAUAAAUGAAUGGAAAAAACUCGAACUGUUACCUAAUUGGCUCUACUCGUUGGCUCUGGCAGCAUACUUGGAGAAACAAAGUGAUGCUGAUAUUUUGCUCGAACAAGCCAUCAUCGCCCAUCCGAGUGUUGUGACCGAGAUUUUGAACGAACUCCAAAUGCAGCCUGAUUCAGAAGUGGAGAAUAAUGCCUAUUUGAAGGGCACCGCUUUUGCCAAAGAGCCCGAGGGUCUUCAAUUGCUCAUCAAAAUUUAUGUGAAACAAACCGCUGAACUUUGGAAGGCUCCAAAUGUGAUUGGGUGGCUUGAGAACAUCACUCGACAAACGAUUCGUCGUGAGACUCUGGCGAAGAAAAUGGAAGAAUGGAAAGUGAGACGAUUUCGUUCCUUUGUCGGUGUUCCACUCAACUUGAGACGCGCCGCCUUUCUUGUUGGUGUCGAUCAUUCGGCUACAUCAAUUACUGAUCCACUUCCGCCGGCAAAUGGACGUGCGCGAUAUACGAAGAGUUUGUUGCCACCACAACAUGUGGACGGGUUUCUCAGCGGCUUUCUCCAUUCAAUCUAUCCCGAUUAUCAACCAGGCGAGCACUUGAUGGACGCAGUGCGACGGAUGAUCCAGGACUUUGUUGGAGGAAAUGGUACCGAGGAAAGAGAUCCGAAUGCUCAACCACCGCAGCCACAG
Mesorhabditis belari is the source of this 1746-nucleotide messenger RNA. NCBI's taxonomy places the organism in Eukaryota, Metazoa, Nematoda, Chromadorea, Rhabditida, Rhabditidae. The record is from the annotation of a GenBank genome assembly.